AUGCCAUUUUACACACAUCAAAUUUUUCAAAUCCAUUCAUUGGAAUAUGGCGAACAAGUAAUUAAUUUAACUGAAACUAAUAUUACAUCGCAACCUAUAAUGAGAGAAAUAAACCCCGAAUACAAUACUACUUCAUUUAUAUCAUCCUUAACUCAUUCACCAUGGACUAUAUCAUCAAAAAUGCACCAAAUAAUCUACAAAUUUGAGAAUGAAAUCUUAUGUCAAUUUCUGUGUGUUCCCUACUCUAUCCUCAAAGAACCUAACACUACUUAUCCACUUACUACUGCAUAUCCAGAUGUUGCAUUAGUUUGUAAUCCAAAUCCACCACAAAACAGAAUAGCAAUAUGUUCAUCAUGUAAAUCAAACCCAAACAGAAAUUAUCCACCAUACCUUUCUAGCAUUCCAUCAGAAAUAGAACUUGUACUAUUAGAAAAAUGUAGAUAUUUGUCACCUAUUUUUCUACAUUGUUCACUAGGUUGUACUCCCGGAGCAAAUCCCUUUACUGAAUAUAGAAUACUAGCUGAACCUUCUAACUCUACCUCAAAUCCACCUUGGCUUGAUAACUCUUUAAUAAAUGCAGCCAACUGGCUCAAGGAAAAUAACCCCUAUUUACCCCACCUUCAUGGUGUUUACUGGACUACUUCUAAUAUAAACGAAAUGAUUAAUUUAAACACAAUUAAAUCAACUCUUCCAGAUCCAAAUUCCGAACCUAUUCUUUACCAAAAAGUUCGAUUAUUACAAAUGCAUACCUGUAACUCCAAAUGUGGAGGACCAGCACCAAAUGGUUCAAGAUGUAAAAAAGGUUUUCCUCGUCUCUUUGCUGAACAUACCUAUUACGAUCCAAAAAACUACAGAUAUAUAUAUCAAUGCCUAACAUCCGAAGACCAAUGGGUAAUCCCAUACCAUGCCCCAACCCUAAUUAUAUGGAAUGCCCAUAUGAAUGCCCAGUACAUCACUAAUAAAGGACUUGCCCGCUAUAUAACUAAAUAUAUAAGCAAAUCUGAACUGACUCAUCUAUUCAACAUAAAAGAACAAUUAUGCUAUAGAGAAUACAUCCAUGCUCGCCGAAUGGGAUUAAUGGAAUUAAUGUUUCUGUUACUUGGUGAACGCAUCACAAAUUCGUCAAUCCAAGUUCAAUUCCUAACAACUGACCCCCCAUCCAUCCGAUCCAAAGCAAUACUACCCUUAUACAUGAUUGAGCCCAAUGAUGACAAUCCUUAUUGGUUCGACAAAAUAGAAAAAUAUUUUGCUCGUCCAAUCGAUCCCAUAUUUAACAAUAUAACCUACAAAUCUUAUUACGAAAAUUACGAAAUUAAAUCUACUAGACCAUCUAACUCUUGA
Cetraspora pellucida is the source of this 1341-nucleotide messenger RNA. The record is from the annotation of a GenBank genome assembly. NCBI's taxonomy places the organism in Eukaryota, Fungi, Glomeromycota, Glomeromycetes, Diversisporales, Gigasporaceae.